CUCCAGCUGAACCACCCGUGAGUUAGGUCGAGCAGAGCCGAAGCCCCCGGUGCUUUGUCGCGGGUUCGCUCCCUAGCUAUCUCGAUCACUCCCUCCCUUCUACCCUCCCUUCCUCCCGGCGGCCGUGGCGACGCUGGGGAAGCGGCAGAGAGGAGUGGCCGGGUGCUGGAAGAAUGCUGCUCCGCCGAGGGGGCUGAACCCGACACAGUUUCCCCACGGUGUAAGCCCCACGAGCCGAGCCCGAGUGACUCAACCGUAAGCCUUGUGGAUCCUGCACCUGAACCGCUGGAGGCGCUGACUGACUCGCCCACCGGAGCCUCCGGGCUUCGACAUGCUGGAGGAGCCUGGGUCUCGGCCUCCGCCCUUAGGCCUCGCGGGUCUCCUGUUCUUGGCUCUGUUCAGUCGGGCUCUAAGCAAUGAGAUUCUGGGCCUAAAACUCCCCGGUGAGCCGCCGCUCACAGCCAACACCGUGUGCCUGACCCUGUCCGGCCUGAGCAAGCGGCAGCUGGGGCUGUGCCUGCGCAGCCCCGACGUGACGGCGUCGGCGCUCCAGGGGCUGCACAUCGCCGUCCACGAGUGUCAGCACCAGCUGCGCGACCAGCGCUGGAACUGCUCGGCCCUGGAGGGCGGCGGCCGGCUGCCGCACCACAGCGCCAUCCUCAAGCGCGGUUUCCGUGAGAGUGCGUUCUCCUUCUCUAUGCUGGCUGCUGGAGUCAUGCAUGCUGUUGCCACUGCCUGCAGCCUGGGCAAGCUGGUGAGCUGUGGCUGCGGCUGGAAGGGCAGUGGUGAGCAGGACAGGCUUCGGGCCAAGCUGCUGCAGCUUCAGGCGCUGUCUCGGGGCAAGACUUUCCCCCACUCCCAGCCCAGCCCUGUUCCUGGCUCAGUCCCCAGCCCUGGCCCCCAGGACACAUGGGAAUGGGGUGGCUGUAACCACGACAUGGACUUUGGAGAGAAGUUCUCUCGGGAUUUCUUGGAUUCCAGGGAAGCUCCCCGGGACAUCCAGGCGAGAAUGCGGAUCCACAACAACAGGGUGGGACGCCAGGUGGUAACCGAAAACCUGAAGCGGAAGUGCAAAUGCCACGGCACGUCGGGCAGCUGCCAAUUCAAGACGUGUUGGAGGGCAGCCCCAGAGUUCCGGGCCAUCGGGGCAGCACUGAGGGAGCGGCUGGGCAGAGCCAUCUUCAUCGACACCCACAACCGCAAUUCUGGAGCCUUCCAGCCCCGCCUGCGUCCGCGCCGCCUCUCAGGAGAGCUGGUUUACUUUGAGAAGUCUCCUGACUUCUGUGAGCGAGACCCCACCUUGGGCUCCCCAGGCACAAGAGGCCGGGCUUGCAAUAAGACCAGCCGUCUAUUGGAUGGCUGUGGCAGCCUGUGCUGUGGCCGUGGGCACAACGUACUCCGGCAGACGCGAGUGGAGCGCUGCCACUGUCGUUUCCACUGGUGCUGUUACGUGCUGUGUGAUGAGUGUAAAGUCACAGAGUGGGUCAAUGUGUGUAAGUGAAGGUGAGCUCGCCUAGGGACGAGGAGGAGCACUGUGUGAGGGCUGCUCUCUUUCAGCCUUUUUCUCUGUCUAGGGUUAUUCGGGGCUCCCGGAAGUUCAAAGCAUCCACCUGAGACCAGCUCUGGGGGCGUAGGGUCAGGUGAAAUCUGUAACGAGCAGACUUUUGUGGGGGAAGUGGUCACCACAUUCUGUUCUUAAACACCCGAAUAGACUAAGAUGGAAUACACUGUAUGACAUCGCCUUCCCUACCUGCAGGGUCCCUCUGGCCUAGAUUCUUUGGAUAGGGAGUCAAUCUUUUGGCCACUCCUCUUCCUCGAAGGCUAACCCCAGGCAUUGUGUGGAGUCAUUAAGAUCCGAAUAUAUAGCAAGAGACCACCUCUUCCUAUUUGUGGUUCUCAGACUCCUCCACUGCAGCCCAGAACCUCCUCUUAUGGGACCUCGGGUGACAAUAAUGAGAGGUUUUUGGUUGGAAAAGGACAGAGUGUCGCAGGGAACCUCAGACGGCUGUCUUGUCGGGUUCUUGAGGCCUCUCCGUCCUCCGUUCAGUUGGUGAAAGGGUCCCUCCAAGGGAAAGGUUUUAGCCGAAGCUCUUGGAAGCUCUUUUCCUUCUUCAGCAGGAAGGGUGGGAAUGGAUAAUUUAUUGUACUGGGACAUGUUCUUGGUUCCUGUUUGAAACUAAAAUAAAUUAAGUUACUGGACUACUGGACUGGCGGAUGCAGAUGGUGAUGUCUACUGGGUUAGCAGCCUGCGGGGGUUUUGUUUUUGUUUUGUUUGUUUGUUUUUCUCUCUAGGUGAACUCUACACUCCUGUACUCAGUGACUUUUUAUGUAUAUCCUGCUGACUUCCACAAAGGAUUGGAAAUGAUGUUCAAUGACUGAGUUUAGGUGUUUAGUCUGUAGAACCAAGGUGGACUUCUGGGUGUGAAGGACUUUUAGAUCCAAAUGUGCAUGAGACCCUGCUCACCCUGAGCACCUUCAUUGUUACUCAGAAUCAAAGCUGUCAAGGGCUGGCUGGUAAAUAUACUAGAGGGUAAUUACACUAGGCUGUUUAUACUGGGUCUUUAUGUACACGACUCACCUCUACCAUAGUUACUCGAUUCUGCUGUUAUAGACCCAAAAUAGCUUUGGGCAGGGGGUGAACAAAAGUAGACACAGACUGCACAUAAGUGGACGGGGAUAGCUGUGUUCAACACAACUCACAAAGCUGGUGUUCAGGGUCAGACCAGGUCCUCUGACUGUAAUUUGUUGACCCCUUUGCAACAUGGUCACGCCUGCAAUGGAAGUUUCAGGUCUUAAGUGUAUCUUAACAAUUAAGUGGAACUAAAGGAGCAGGUGCUGUUGUCUCUAAAUCCAAACCAGAGAACUGGGCUGGGGGAUGUACAUCAAGGGUGAUGGAAAAACACAUGAGGAUUGCUACACUCAAAAUGCAAAAUGUGUUAUUUGUUGGGGAAGGGUCUCACUGUGUACCCCAGGCUAGUCAGGAGGUCAGUAUGUACCCUAGGCUGGCCUCACACUUUCCAUUGUGCCUCAUCCUCGAGUCCUGGGACUGCAGGUGGGCCUUAUCGGACCUGGCUAAAUGAGGUAUUUCUAGCAAACUAGCAUUCUCUGCAACUGAAUUAUUUGCAUAUAUAUAUAUAUGUAUAUAUAUAUAUAGUCUUUCUUUAUUCAAUGUUCUUUUUGUAUUUAAUCUGAGUAAAAUAAUUUCUUUAUCUUU
This is a messenger RNA of Mastomys coucha (southern multimammate mouse), 3214 nucleotides long. RefSeq names its product Wnt family member 10B (gene Wnt10b). Bases 332 to 1501 code for a protein of 389 amino acids. Gene Ontology annotation, molecular function: frizzled binding; cytokine activity. Gene Ontology annotation, cellular component: extracellular region. The transcript is spliced from 5 exons. Gene Ontology annotation, biological process: cell fate commitment; neuron differentiation; multicellular organism development. Lineage: Eukaryota; Metazoa; Chordata; Mammalia; Rodentia; Muridae. The record is from RefSeq and is a predicted model, not a curated record.